UCCCAAUCCCAUGUGAUGAAUCACUGACAAUAAUAAUUAAUAUGUGUAUAAAAAAAUAAAAAUAUUGUUAACAAUAAUUAAAACACCAAAUAAUGCUCCAAAAAAAAAAAUGAACAAUGUUGGCAUCAAUAAACUAAACAUGAAACAUCAAACUACAAUAAUUAUUUAUUCAAACUAAAUUCAUCAUAAUUAUUUCAAGGCCUACAAAUCAUUUAUUAUUAUAAUUUUUUCUAAAAAAACAAAGAGUGCAUAACCAUGAAUUUACAAACACUUUUCCAGAAUUUUAAUCCAAGCAAAUUUCUAGUACACACUUGUAUGAUGAUAUUUACAAUAUUAUUUUCUCUUCGUUUGGAUAAUUAUAUUGAAUGGAGUUACUGGUCAAUAUUUACUCCAAUAUGGAUAUGGAAAAGUAUGGUUAUAGCUGGUGCAACUGUUGGAAGUUUUGUCUGGUGGAGACAUCCUCAUUCACGUCUUGAGGGUGAUGCCUAUGUUCAUUAUAAAGCAAUGCUCAUAACACUUGCACUACAUUUAAUCCUAUUGAUGUUUGAACUUUUAGUUUGUGAUAAAUUAGAAUCUAAAAGACACAUUUGGAUAUUGGUAUUUAUACCAUUAAUAUUUAUAUCAAUUGUAUCAAUAGCAGUUUGCAUUUGGGCUGUUAAACAUGAUCGUACAUUUGAGCUUGAAUUAUUUUGUGCUGUUAAUGUUCUACAAUUUAUAUUUCUUGCAUUAAAACUUGAUGGUUUAAUAACAUGGAGUUGGGAAGUUGUAUUUGUACCAUUUUGGGCACUAUUGUGUCUAUCACUUAUUGCUGUUUUAUAUACAAUUAUUAUUGCUGCUGCAUUAUUAAGAGCUCCACAAGUUAAUGCAAGAGUUAGAGCAAAUUCAGUUAAUUCAGCUCUUGCAUAUACAUUUCUCGUUGUGCCAAUGAUUGUUUUUCAAGUUUUACUAUCGAAAAAAUUAGAUGGUGAUAUAUCAUUAAAUUAUACAACUGUUGCUGCACCACUUUUGUUGUCUCAUGUUACUCUGAUAUUCAUGUCAUUUGGUGCAAAAGGUGGCAAUAAAUGGUGGUUUGGAAUAAGAAAAGAAUUUUGUCAUUUUCUUCUUGGCUUGUGUCCAUUGUUACAAGAAUAUGGAAAUAUAUCUUAUCAGCCAAGAAGUGACAAUGAUCAACCAACAUCAGAGCCAAUAAUUAAUGAUAAACAUGAAAAGCAUAUUAAAAAAAUUGAUCUUAUGAAACCUGUUGUGCCUAUUAUAUCAAUUGAUUUGCCUGAUUGAUACUCGUGGCUUAUAUCAAAUAUAAACCACAUAAAUAUCAUGGUUGUGGAUUUUUUUUUUCUCAUCUUGAUUGAAUAAACAAUUUGACAUUUCAAGAUAAUAAUCAAUAGAGUGUAAAAAUAUAUAUAUGUGUAUAGAGACAAAAAGAAAACUUGUAAGUAAAAAAAAAAAAUUCUUGUUAAUUUCGAUCAAAGAAAUAAUGGCUAAGUAGAUUAAAAUAUUUGUUUUUUUUUUUAUUUUUUUUUUUAAUUAUAUAUUUAACUCAAUCAAAAUAAUGAUUGACUGAUUUUUUUUUUUUUAAUAUUCAUUUAAUUUUGAUUAAUAUAGUUUUUAAAUUAAGAUAAAAUCUAGCUUUUUAAUUAAAUAAAAAAUUUCAUAUUAUUUUAGGAAAAAAAUUAAUGUUACAACCGUCCGUUUAAGUGUAAAUAAUAUUUUUUUUUAUUUCUUUUUGUUUAUUUAGUUUUAAUAUAUUUAGUUGGACAAAAAAAAUUUGUCUAGCCAAUUUCAAAAAAAGAAAAAAAAAUAAUCAAUCAUCUGGUGCUAGCUCACUGUCGGUU
This is a messenger RNA of Aphidius gifuensis, 1832 nucleotides long. RefSeq names its product transmembrane protein 185B. The record is from RefSeq and is a predicted model, not a curated record. The transcript is spliced from 5 exons. Bases 256 to 1275 code for a protein of 339 amino acids. Lineage: Eukaryota; Metazoa; Arthropoda; Insecta; Hymenoptera; Braconidae.